Molecule: messenger RNA, 2787 nt
Organism: Exophiala dermatitidis NIH/UT8656
Lineage: Eukaryota; Fungi; Ascomycota; Eurotiomycetes; Chaetothyriales; Herpotrichiellaceae
Exons: 3
Coding region: 1-2787 (928 amino acids)
Biological process (GO): small GTPase-mediated signal transduction; cytoskeleton organization
Cellular component (GO): cytoplasm; cell division site; plasma membrane
Molecular function (GO): GTPase activator activity
Source: RefSeq, a predicted model, not a curated record
AUGGCAGCCGAGACUGCACGCCCAGUCCGUCCGAAGACGGCGGGUUUCACAGACUCGUUCUGGUCGUCGGACUAUGCUGGCGGUCUGGGUGUCCUGUUUCAAAAGCUUCAACAGGGGGUGAUUGAGAACCAACAGGUAUUGACAAUCGCCAGCAUGCGAGCAGAUGCGGAAGAGGUGUACAGCGAUCGGUUGGGAGACAUUGCGCCGACUAUCGAUCGGAUGACGGGUGGGUUCGCGAGGGACGACGGCGCAAGCGUUCGCAAGGCGUACGAAGGCGUCCGCAGUGAAAUGAUCGAAGCGUCCAAGAACCACAGAAAGAUUGCCGAUAACAUACGCGAGCUUGUGGUCAAUCCUUUCUCUCGAUGGUGCGAUGCGCAUGCGACGAGGAUCCAGAACUCGCAAGACGACCUGCAAGCCAAGAUCAAGGCUCAUGAUAGACAAGCCGAUACGGUCAAGAAACUGAGAAGUCAUUAUUUCAACAAGUGUAGGCUUGUGGAAGACCUUGAGGAGGAGAACAAGCUGGCCUUUCAAGCGCCGGGAAAGGAGAGCCCAAAGCCACAGAGUCCUCCGCCACCGAUGAUUGUUCUGCCGGACGAUGACGACGAAGAUGAACUACCAGUCGAACUUGGCGAUCGAACGUAUUCGCCACAAGAGCUGAAGGCCCUGUUGACGCAUAUGCUAUCAACCGUUCCACUUGGGGAGUACAAAGUUCCCAUCUUGGGAACGUACCAGAACGUGUCCGCUGGCACAGAUAUCGUCGAGUACAUACAGAAACAUAUGAAGGCGUCAACAGUAGGGUAUGCAGAGCAGAUUGGACAGGAUCUAGUUGAUCGUGGCUUUCUGCGCCUUAUUGGUAACGUGGGCAAUACGUUUGCGAACAGCUCGAAAAUGAAGUAUCAAUGGAAGCCGCGAGCCUUUCAACUCACAGGCAUACCUGAGAAGAAGAAACCUCUUGGUCGGUCAACCACUGGCUCCUCGAUGGAGGGGAUUCUGGAAUCACCAACUAUUGGCAACAUCACGGAGACUCUACAGACGUGGAAUCCGCUCAACAACCCCCACCCAAACGAAACACCUGCGGAGCGGCUUCGGCGCGAGGCUAGAGAAGCAGACGAAAAGUACAAGGCCGCGGUGAGAAAACUGGACAUGCUGAGAUGCAACCUGGAGGAAGCGAUGAUGGACCACUUGAAGUUCCUGGAACGUUGUGAAACAGACCGUCUCAAGGCGAUCAAAGCAGUGAUUCUCGAUUUCUCUGGUGCCAUCAGCAACAGUAUUCCAUCGUUUCAAAGCCAGGUGGACCACAUGAUGCUUUAUCAAGAAACCAUCCAACCGCUCGGCGACUUGCGAUAUUUCCUUGAAAACUACCGAACAGGGGCGUAUGUGCCAAAGGUUACGCCGUAUGAGAAUUACUAUGGGAGUGUCGAGGACCAGACUUUUGGAGUUGAUCUAGAAGCUCGAGCUCGGGCUGAUCGGAAGCGAGUACCCAUCAUUGUCACCUCGAUCUUGACAUUCCUCGAUAACCAUUAUCCCGAUUUGGAGGGUGACGAGGCCAGGCGGAAUAUCUGGCUUGUGGACGUUCCCUUAGCCGCGACGCACCAUUUGAGGAAUCAAAUCAACAAUGGAGCCCCUGUCCCGACGGAAGUAUUGGAAAAGUAUGAGGUGCCGAUUGUGGCCAGUGUUUUGAAGCUCUACCUCCUUGAACUGCCCGACUCGCUUGUUUCAUCACAAGUCUACGAAAUCAUCAAGACUAUUUAUGCCACCACCCCUGAUGCUGUCCCGAAUCCUAUCUCCAGCGACUCGAUCGAUGCUACGCCAAGAAUCAAGGUGUUACAGUCCACUCUCGGCCAAUUGCGCCUUAACAAUAUUGCCACACUUGACGCCAUCGUGACGCAUUUCACCCGCUUGAUCGACCUCACCUCGGCAGAUGAAGCCUAUGUUGCAGCCCUGGCGCAUUCACUCGCUCCUUGUAUUUUGCGACCACGGACGGAAAAUGCUCUCACCUUGGAAGAGCGUCAUCCUUACAGACUUGUUCGAGACCUCUUCGACCACAAAGAGGCGAUUUUCGGAGAACUUAAACGACAAUCUUCAACCCGCUCCAUAUCCACCAGCGUUUCUCAUCGGCAACGCGCAGUCAGCAACACAGACGAAAGCUCACGAAGAGCAGCCAUGGAAGCCAGGGCGAGAGCAAUCACGGAACAGAGACAGCGCGACAAAAGCCCGGCUCCGAGCAACCGACAUAGACGGGAUAAAAGUACUGAUGGAAGCAUGGGCCGGUUUCCCGUCGUGGCAAGUCCACGAUCUGAUCAACAUGGCCGAAGUGUGAGCGGAGUUGGUCUGCCUUCGGCCAAGAGGUCUAGUCUGGAAGUCCCAGGCAGCGUCGAAAGCUCGCCGAUACAGGCGCGAAACCAGUCGGCGGUGGAAAAAAAUUCUGCCACAAAGUUGGAUUCACCUGCAGUGGUGACGAACGGCCAAGGCGAGUCAUCUUCGGAUACCUUGACCUUACCCGGGACUUUUAGUGGUGGCGGUCCAGGCCCACAUAUCCCACCCCCGCCAGAGGAUGACUCUCACGAAGAGGAAACGCAGGCCUCAGCACCCAAGGAACAAGAGCAAAAUUCAAGAGUGGGCUCUUUGAAGAGAAGUGGAGCAGCAAGUGAUCGCAAACCAGUUGGCCGUGCUGGACCUGGAAGCUUGAGCCGUAGAAUCAACCAAGGCUCACUGGAUGAGACUGGUUCGACUGUGACGCCUCAAGGUGUCCAGUUAACGGACAAGCCGAUGGAUGAUUUCUCGUGA